CAUUUGACUUUAUUGCCUUUUUUAAAAAACCUGCAUUUGAAAAGAAAGAAGAUUGUUUUUGACACGAAGCGUUGCAAUCUUCUCUCAUAGGUCGGUGUUAUUGAUUUUUCUAUGUACUUAAAGGACGGAACCAGUAGCAAAGGCUCGGAAGGAGACGGUCAAAUUACUGCAAUUCUGGACCAGAAGAAUUACGUAGAAGAACUCAAUAGACAUUUAAGUGCCACUGUCAACAAUCUGCAGGCAAAGGUCGAUGCUUUAGAAAAAUCCAACACGAAACUUACUGGGGAGCUUGCCGUUGCAAACAAUAGAAUUAUAACAUUGCAAGGAGAGAUGGAGAGAAUCAAAGAAGAAAGUUCAUACAUGUUGGAAUCCAACAGAAAGGUCACUAAACAAGACAGAACUUCCGACGGGCACGCCCUGAGUGAAGCACGGAAACAGUUGAAGGAGGAAACGCAACUACGGCUGGAUGUGGAAAAAGAACUGGAGGUCCAGAUCGGCAUGAGACAAGAGAUGGAGCGGCUGGCGAGAUGCCAGGAAAGACGCUAUAGAAGCAAGAUGCCCUGGUGGCUCUCAGGCAGCAGCUGGACGAUCUCAGGCCCUCAAACAUGA
Molecule: messenger RNA, 609 nt
Organism: Sphaerodactylus townsendi
Lineage: Eukaryota; Metazoa; Chordata; Lepidosauria; Squamata; Sphaerodactylidae
Product: protein RUFY3-like
Exons: 6
Coding region: 112-609 (165 amino acids)
Biological process (GO): regulation of axonogenesis
Cellular component (GO): cytoplasm
Source: RefSeq, a predicted model, not a curated record